CAUUUCUGGGUUUGGUUUAUUCGCUGGCGACAGCCUGUUUCCAACAAAGCUCCCUUCCCUCUACCCCCAUUUUCCUUCACUCCUCUUCUCUCUUUUUCCUCUCUUCCUAGGGUUUCUUCUCUCCCGAUUCUCUCUGGCCACAAUAAGAUUCGGAAACUGACCUCUCCAGAUCAAGAUUCUCUGUAUUGGUUUGUUUUUAACAUAAAUGCACUGCUGCACCUAACGGUGUGGCCUAGUGGUCAAUGAAGUGGAUGAGAAUCGUGAGGUCUCUCGUUCAAAUCCCAGCGGAGACAAAAAAAACAAAACUCUAGGUGAUUUCUUCCCCAGAGUUGUCCCGUGGAAUUAGUCGAGUUGCGCGAAAGCUAGCCUGGAUGCCAUGUUUUUUUUUUUUUUGAAAAAAGUAUGUAAAUGCGCUGUUUCUACUAUAUAUAUGUGUAGAUUGUGAUCAAUUUGUGUAUUGUUGUUGUGUAUAGGGAAAUUACAUUGAACAUUGGUAGAGUUGAUUGUUGAAGAGUUCAUUGGUAGAUCAGAUCUCGAGGGUGUUUAUAUAUGGUAGUUUUGAGGUUGAGAGGAGUUAACAAGGGUAAAUCUGUAAUUUCAUUGGUUUUGAGGAGGAGGAGUGAAAGUGGUGGUUUAUGUGGUGGUAGAGGAGGGGUUUCGGGUCUCCAUGCUGUCAGAGGAGAGCAUGCGUGCAAUUUGUGGUUUGGGUAAUGCCCUAUUCGAGAUUAGCUGUUGAUGCACUAGGUGUACUUACUAUUAUUCUUGUUUCACUGUUGGUACUUGCUGGAUUGUUUUGCAUUUUGUUCUUGAUCUAUUUCCGUACCAAGAUUCGCGGCGGCGGGCAAGGUUACAUUCAGCUUGGCUAUUUUCAUGGUCCUUGGGUUAUUCGUAUUACGUUUAUAUUGUUUGCAAUCUGGUGGGGAUUUGGAGAGAUUGUUCGGUUGAACUUUAUUAGAGGUGACGGGAGAUUGUUGAAUGCUUUUAGCUUCACAUGGCAGGAAACUGUUUGCAAGUGUUACAUUGUUUCGAGCUUAGGUUUUGCAGAACCUUGCCUGUACCUCACGGUUGUGUUUCUCCUACGGGCGUCGUUGCAGAAGUCGGGAGCUUUAAGCCAGAAAUGGAAUGGCAAGACAGUCGGAUACAUAUUUCUCUUUUGCCUCCCCUUUUUUGCUCUACAGCUCAUACUUAUUUUGGCUGGACAGCAAUUUAAGAAGAGACACCACUUGCCACAUUAUUUCACUAGUCCAGUCGAGCGAUCUAAAGAUGAUGAUGAUGUUGCCCUGUGCACUUACCCUUUGUUGAGUAUUUUCUGCCUUGGUCUUUUUGCCAUCAUGCUAACUUCUUAUUUAUUUUGGCUUGGUGGAAGUAUCCUGCAUUUGGUUAUCAAUAGGAGUCUGCGAAAGAGAGUAUACUUUCUAGUGAUAUCAAUUUCUGCUUUCUUUCCUCUAAGGGUUCUAUCGCUCGGUUUAACUGUUAAAACUCGGCCAGAACAUUUACCUUUUCAAGCUCUUGCAUUUGUGGGUUUUGUUUCCUUCCUUGUUUGUAUUUCGAUGGGCUUGUUCAUGUUCAUUAUCAUGCCCUUGUGGGAUUGUUUAGAACUGAAGAAGAGCUCAGAGAGGGAUAUAGAGGCUAGGAGAAGGUUAAGUGAUGAACAAAAUGAUACUGUUUCUCUAAUUGCUAACCAAAGCACCCUUGGAGGAAGUAUGGUGAGCAGUCCUGGGAGAAAUUCAGCUGCCUCAACAAAGAGAGGAUCUAUUUCCUUUCGUACAACGGACAAGGAUGGACCCUCAGGGGUGGCCUUUGUGGAACUAAGUGUAUUCUCUCCUAGUCAGCACUCAACACCUCCUGGCUCACCUCAACUUCUUGGCUGGCCUAUGCUUCCACCAUCACAAGCUCAAGGUCCCUUAUAGUUUCUUUGGGCUGUAUCUUUCUUGUAAUUCCUAUUACUUUCAUGAUGGUGGUAGAAGAUAUCUGAAAGGCCACUUUUUUGGGUUUUAAA
Molecule: messenger RNA, 1999 nt
Organism: Capsicum annuum
Lineage: Eukaryota; Viridiplantae; Streptophyta; Magnoliopsida; Solanales; Solanaceae
Exons: 2
Coding region: 711-1910 (399 amino acids)
Source: RefSeq, a predicted model, not a curated record